This is a messenger RNA of Diceros bicornis minor, 1359 nucleotides long. RefSeq names its product coagulation factor IX (gene F9). NCBI's taxonomy places the organism in Eukaryota, Metazoa, Chordata, Mammalia, Perissodactyla, Rhinocerotidae. The record is from RefSeq and is a predicted model, not a curated record. The coding region runs from base 1 to 1359 and encodes 452 amino acids. The transcript is spliced from 8 exons. Gene Ontology annotation, biological process: zymogen activation; blood coagulation. Gene Ontology annotation, molecular function: calcium ion binding; serine-type endopeptidase activity. Gene Ontology annotation, cellular component: extracellular region.
AUGCAGUGCCUGAACAAGAUCAUGGCAGAAUCACUGGGCCUCGUCACCAUCUGCCUUUUAGGAUAUCUACUCAGUGCUGAAUGUACAGUUUUUCUUGAUCGUGAAAAUGCCACCAAAAUUCUGACUCGGCCAAAGAGGUAUAAUUCAGGUAAAUUGGAAGAGUUUGUUCGAGGAAACCUUGAGAGAGAAUGUAUAGAAGAAAAGUGUAGUUUUGAAGAAGCACGAGAAGUCUUCGAAAACACUGAAAAAACUACUGAAUUUUGGAAGCAAUAUGUUGAUGGAGAUCAGUGUGAGUCCAAUCCAUGUUUAAAUGGCGGUAUGUGCAAGGAUGACAUUAAUUCCUAUGAAUGUUGGUGUCAACCUGGAUUUGAAGGAAAGAACUGUGAAUUAUACGCAACAUGCAGCAUUAAGAAUGGCAGAUGCAAGCAGUUUUGUAAAAACAGCGCUGAUAACAAGGUGAUUUGUUCCUGUACUGCAGGAUACCGGCUUGCAGAAGACCAAAAGUCCUGUGAACCAGCAGUGCCAUUCCCAUGUGGAAGAGUUUCUGUCUCACAUGCUUCUCUGAAGCCCACCCGUGCUGAGACUAUUUUUUCCAAUAUGGAUUCUGAAAACUCUACUGAAGUUGGAACAAUUUGGGAUAACAUCACUCGAGUUGUUGGUGGAGAAAACGCCAAACCAGGUCAAUUCCCUUGGCAGGUCCUUUUGAAUGGUAAAAUUGAUGCAUUCUGUGGAGGUUCCAUCAUUAAUGAAAAAUGGGUCGUAACUGCAGCCCACUGUAUUGAACCUGGUGUUAAAAUUACCGUUGUUGCAGGUGAACAUAAUACUGAGGAGACAGAUCAUACAGAGCAGACGCGAAAUGUGAUUCGUGCUAUUCCUCACCACAGCUACAAUGCAACUGUUAACAAAUACAACCAUGACAUUGCCCUUCUGGAACUGGAUAAACCCUUAACACUAAAUAGCUAUGUAACACCUAUUUGCAUUGCUGACAGGGAAUACACGACCAUCUUCCUCAAAUUUGGAUCUGGCUAUGUGAGUGGCUGGGGGAGAGUCUUCCACAGAGGGAGAUCAGCUUCAAUUCUUCAGUACCUUAAAGUUCCACUUGUUGAUCGAGCCACGUGCCUUCGGUCCACAAAGUUCACCAUCUAUAAUAACAUGUUCUGUGCUGGCUUCCAUGAGGGAGGUAAAGAUUCAUGCCAAGGAGACAGUGGUGGACCCCAUGUUACUGAAGUGGAAGGCACCAGUUUCUUAACUGGAAUUAUUAGCUGGGGUGAAGAGUGUGCAGUGAAAGGAAAAUACGGAAUAUAUACCAAGGUAUCCCGAUAUGUCAACUGGAUUAAGGAAAAAACAAAGCUCACUUAA